Chara braunii is the source of this 5902-nucleotide messenger RNA. The record is from the annotation of a GenBank genome assembly. Lineage: Eukaryota; Viridiplantae; Streptophyta; Charophyceae; Charales; Characeae.
UGGACGAUGGCAACGAAAAAAAAGACUGAGAAGAAUAGUAAACACAAACAUCGUGUGCCCCAGUUUCAUCGAUAGCCGUUCCCAACACAUGCGACACGCGUCGCGCCGCGGCGGCUGUCAUGCGCCGGCAGCAAUGUGCCCCAAUGGCAGCCCCGACAGUUGUCGUCAACAGCGUAGACGUGGGCAGGCAGAACACCGCUGUACCUUGAAGAGAUGGCGCAACUCUUUGACGAGGGCGAAGCGCAGACGAUGGCGACCACUUGUCCACGGGGAACGCGAAGACGGGGUGUCGAAACUCCGACAACUGGAGCGCACGAGCAGUCGGAAGGACGGCAAUGACGCGACGACGAGAGGAGACAGACGCUGUACCAUGAAGGACGGGAGCAGCUCGUUGGCGACGGUAAAGCGCAGGCAAUGGCGGACACGUGCUGAUUCAGAACGCAAGGACAGGGUGUCCUGUCUUCGGAAGCUGGACAUCGACUGGGAUGAAGAGCGGAAACUCAGAAACCCACACUCGGAAACACGUGGCGCGACUGCGAGGCAGCGAAGACGAUGGCCGAUGUCGCGGAGGUCACAUCGCGUUGGAAUGCGCUCGUGGGAGGGAGAUGCGAAUGGGCUACAUCCAACCCAGGACACAAUGUCUUCGUCAAGAGGCGAGGAGCAGCCUAUGGGGACCUCGGGGAGGGAGUCGACGAACACAAAAUUGUGGUCGAAUCAUGCGCACACGAAGUGUUUCGUCGAUUGGUGCUUCGUCGAAGAUUACGAGCCCAUGAAACCGCCUUGCGGUCCUGUCAUCUUCGUGGAAGAUAGAAAAGGACGAAGAGUGCUCGGCUCGGUCAAGGGAUGGCAGCCAUCGAAAAACCACGACAAGCAGUGCUACCUGAUGCAUGUCGUUUACAAUUCGAAGGGCGACGUUCUGGCAGGUGCAAAAGGGGCGAUUCUCUCGUGGGAUCUGUUCCAGGGGUUUGGUGGGGGGGCUUUGAGGACCCCUUUCUACACUGAAGUCGUGGAGGGAGGUCUUGUUUCGGCCAGGGAGUUUUUCGACGAGGUCGAGAGGAGCGAUUUCGACCUCGACGAUCACUGCCAAAUUUCGAGUGACCUGCAGCUGUCGCUUCCUGUGCAAAUGUGCUCCGGGUUCAUUUCCAGUGGUUCAGUACAGCCCCGGCAGGGUGAGGAAAUGGGUUCCGGUGGUUCAGUACAGCCCCGGCAGGGUGAGGAACGCGGUCGCUUCGAUGACAGCGAGGAGGAAGAAGAGGAGGACACGCGAGUUUCGCUGCAAAGACUCGGAGAUCGCGGAACCCUGAGAAUUUCGGGGGCUGAGAGAGGGGCAACGGUCGUCGAGCAGCCGUCGACGUCGGGUGGCCAUCGCGGCUUGGGGUCGGAGGACAGGACAGUUGGCGUCGUUACCGGCAGGGAGGGAGGGGAACAGCAAUCUACACAAAAGAGAAGGGGAGGUUCUGAGGGGGAGGCGUCGGGAGCUAAAAAGAAGCAGAAGACAAAGACCCCACAGAAGUUAGGGGGUAAAAGGAAGGGAGCUGAGGGGCAUGUCGGCGCGUCGAGUCAAAAGCGCCCGGCCUCGGCUCAGAAGCCACCCCAGUCGGCCCCUGUCCAGCCCAGAGGUGUCAUCGACAUCGACGCGGCAUACUUCCUGGAAUGGAAAAACGGUGUGCGAACAAAGCGGGAGUUCGCCAUUAACCCGUCGCAAGUCAUCGACAUCGGCGAGUGGGAGGCGGCAUACAACCAGCAUUCCUUGGAUCCCGUGCAAAUACAGGACAUUAUUGACGCAAUGACGACGGCCUACUCUCAGACUGAGAAGACUUACGAGCUGCCGACACUAAAGCUCGCGCCUCUCGGGCUGGUUAAACCGUCUCCCGGGGUGCGGGCGGAUCGUCUGAAGCCGGAGGACUGGAAGGACGAGCUGGCAGGGCAAUACUACUACUACGCUAUGGCGGGCCAGCAUAACACGGCUGUGGCCAGGGCGCUGCUUGGCACCGAUGUGGCGGUGAGGUACAACUUCGAGCGCUGGCCUGCACGAAUGGUGUACUUCUCGGACGAGGACUUUGAGGGGUACUUUCUGGUCAGCGUCGAGGACAACAAGAAAGACCUGAAGGCCCCUCCGAGACAGCUGAAACUCUCCAUGAGAGAUAUUUGGUGGUGUUGGAAGGAAUUGGGUUACCCGAAAGCUGUUAUGGGUAACCCCAGCGGGAAACAGGCGCAGUCUGCCCGUUUCCCAGACAGUGACUGGACCACUAACUACCCCUUCCUGAAAAAACGAGGGGCGAUUUUGGCAAAGUUUGAAGGGCAGGGGCUGGAUGCAGCGUUGUGGGACGGGAGCAGGAAACUUGUCAGCGACUUCUCCUUGUUCAAGGACUUUCCCCCCUACAUGGGUUGCGAGGACGGCAAGUCGAUCAAGGCGACAGAAAAGCUAGUCCAAAACAAGAAGUUGCCCAUCGACUGGAAGAACAAGGUCCUCUCCGUGUUGACCAGCAGCAGGUCGAAAAGCAUGGAAGUCGCGCUGGCCGAAGGGAUGGUGCACAUUCUGUGGAACGACUCGAAGGACGUCACAACUAUUGCCCCGUUCGGCGUCGACCCUCUGGAUGCGCAGAUGAAGGUCGUGGAGUUGGAGAGGGCGGUCGGAAUCACGAAAUGCCACACGUUCGUUCUCGACUUGUGCGAACCUGUGGACAUCAAACAGUGGACAGCUAAAGUCUUCGAGAGUUUGAAUGCCCUCCUGGAGCACUUGUUCCCCUCGCACUUGACAGUAGUCGCGUUUGUCCCCUGUGAGCACGACUACUACUUCAUGACCAGCCUGCACCAUCUGUCCGUCGUGAAGGCAAUGACCGGGAAGUGGGUGAGGAGGACGCAGCAGAAGAAAAGUUUCGGUGUUGGCCACAACUUGUACUCCUUGGACGACCGCAUGUACAUCCUUUUCAAAGGCGACGACUUGCGGGAGAACACAUCUGUUGUCUACGACGCGAGGUUGGCGGCGGGUGAUGCUGCCGCGGUGGGGGCACUUCAGAAAGUGACUCCCACUGAGAUAUCCGACAUGCCGUUCGACGCUUGUGAAUGGCCCGUCGUAAUACAUGGGCGUGAUCCCGUGGUGUUCAAGGGCCAUGAGCGGAACCCCACACAAUUCGCCCAUCUGCUGGAAUUCCUUUGCAAAAAGGGAGACGGCAUCAUGUUCCUCGGGAAAGCGCACGCACAAGUCAUGUGGGAGGUUUUGAAGGGUGGUCGCAACGUCAUCGCGUUGGAGGGGAAUUCGGAGUGGUUGCAAUUCACGUUGGAUUUCCUGAAAACCGCGGUCAACUCGGGAGCAUACCGCUGCGAGUUCAUUACGAAGAGUGAGAAGCCGAGACGCGUUUGGGAUCCUUCGACGGACAUGUGGUUCAAGCUAAGCGCCCGGAAAAGGAGCAGGAUCUACGAGUUCCUCUUCUUGGAGAAGCGUCCUGCGAGGGGCACCGACAUCGAGUAUAUGCGCCGCAAGCAACACAUGUUGGUGCUGCUAGACAACUAUCACGGCGCCACGCGGCUGAACGCGAAGAACUUUCUGGACCGACUGGAGUUAUUGUACUUUGUCGAAUCCGAGCCAGUCUUGAGGCUCGAGAGUUACGGUGCCUUGAUUGACGCCGACGAAGAGUCCCUCACCGGUGUUGUCUUCGACACCGGUGCACCUGAGGAGGAUAGUGACACCGAGGAAAUUGACAUCGACUACCGCCUUGCUCUGGUGCUCCCAUCCCCGGCCUCCUCGUCGGCGAGUCCCUCAACAAACCGGCCUGCACAAUCGACGCCCGUGCGGAGGACCCCUAGUAAGCUGUUGGCGAGAUUGACACCUCGGCCUACUGCGCCUCCUCCUCUGCGUCCAGGGUGUCAAGUCCCCCUGCAACAUCCUUCUCGGAAGGAUGAGAACAUCCACUUCGAAGGGCACGACCACACGCGUUCCACGGAGGCAGACUGGGGUCAUGACAUGAUUUGGCACCCGGGGACGAUCCARCCCGCAAUUCGGGAGGGGGAGUGGGUCAUGGCCAUAGUCGACACUGACGGGGAAUGGAAGUCGUCCGAGCGCCUGGCCAAGUCCGACUACUUGGAUAUCGCGAGGAGUGAUGUGGUGGACAAAGUGACGUCAGAGAACAGCAACCUGCAGCCCGCCGACCCGGCCAUCAUUGCCACUGCUGAUCGCUUGUUUCGGGAACUUUAUGACAAGCAGUGGUUGGAACUAUCUGACGAUUUCUAUGACCUCGAGACGAGCCCUUCGAAGAAAAAGGUGAACUGGAAAGUACCCCCGAUCGUGCACAGCGGCGUGGGGGAAGGGGGGGUGAAUGUCACACACUCCCCAACAACAGGGAGCGGCAAGUCGGGUAAGUUCGUCCGCAUCCGAACUUCGCAGACGGAGGACCCAGUGCCCGUGGAGGCAGCAAAGUCGGCCGGCAUCCGCACUUCGACGACUCUGGAGCAGGCGGCCCUUCCCUCGUGGACUGCUUUCGGCUCCUCCGGUGAAGUGGGGCGGGGCUCAUGUGCAGGGCCUGUCUCCGCCGUGAAGGGCAAGUCCGCGGGGAUCGCUGCCAGGGCGGACGACGUUCAGGCGAGUGUACCGGUUCAAUGGAGCUCUACAGGAGCACAGGCGUCGGAGAUGGGCGCCGCCCUGGGUGUGGGGGAGGCGACGCCGCCGGCCCUUGGACAAGGCCGAUCUACGGAGUCACAGAGAGAGAUUUCUGGUGCAGCGCCGUCCGCCUUCCUUGCGACGAAGUCCGCCGGUAUCCGUACUUCGUCCGUGACGUGCCUGCAGGCGGAGGAGGCCGGGACAAAGGAAGGUGCUACGUCUGUUCAUACAGACGACCGCUCCUUGGGUUCCGCCUUGAUGCAGCUGCAAGGAGCCGAGUCGCGUGAGACUGACGGGGGGGAAGAAUGGGUGGAAGUCGAGGGCGGGGAAGAAGGGGGAGAAUGGGAGGAGGGGGGAGAAGGAGAUGAAGGGCGAGAGAAGGAGUUGAUUACAUUGUGCGACGGGGACGACGGUGAAGAAGGAGGACUCAGUAUUACAUACAAGGAAAGGGUGGAUGCCGGAGACAAGGAUGUCUGUGGGGAGACAUCUGAUUCGUUCGGUUUGGUGUACGCCAGACCAGGUGAAGGUGAUAUCGACGACGACGCGAUGACGAUGGAGAUGGAGACGCAGGUGGUUAGUGGCCUUUCCAUGGACCACGAAGAAUAUGACGCCCACCACCUGGCCACGGCGGUGCAUCCCCCCGAUGGGUGCGACGAGGCUAUCAUGACAGUGAGCCCGGCGAAAACGACUCGUCAUCUUAGCGUCAACGAGGUCAUCGAUAGCAUACAGGGCGACCUGCAAGCUAAAACACUUUCGUCCACCCCGUCAAAAGACGAUGCCCUUCUCAGCAACGAAACUUUCGCGGCCGGGGACUUGGCGCUCAUCCAGCCGUGCUUUCCGCUACCCUGGUCACCGCUCACAGGAGGAAGUGGGGGGGUUGUUGGGGGCCGCCAGCACGUCACGUCCCCGAAAAAGUGCAGGGUAGGCACUCCGGCCCUGGCUGUCCUCGCCUUACCAGCGCCCACGUCGCCGACGAAGGAGCAGAAAGAAAAACAAGCUGGUAAGCAUUGACGAUCGUCGCGAUGUCAGCACUCCCGUGUUUCGGGAUUGUCGACGCUGUCUGUCAACCCCCUUGUCGGUUUAUGCCCCACGUUAGAUGGACAAAAUUCCGCUUCACUUGUCAGCGAGGACCAAUUGGCCUCUUGUUCUUUAACACACCGUCACGCUUUAUUCUUCGACCGCUCAUCCGUUCCUCCCUCUACAACUCCUCUGUCGCCGUCUCGACUUUCUAUCUCUGGCCGACACCUGUAGUGCGCAUACCGGCGGACUACAAGACAUACCGUCUGAUAAACGAUUUUCGCAGCG